Molecule: messenger RNA, 936 nt
Organism: Pararge aegeria (speckled wood butterfly)
Lineage: Eukaryota; Metazoa; Arthropoda; Insecta; Lepidoptera; Nymphalidae
Gene: dmrt93B
Product: doublesex- and mab-3-related transcription factor A2
Exons: 6
Coding region: 1-936 (311 amino acids)
Biological process (GO): regulation of transcription by RNA polymerase II; sex differentiation
Cellular component (GO): nucleus
Molecular function (GO): DNA-binding transcription factor activity, RNA polymerase II-specific; RNA polymerase II cis-regulatory region sequence-specific DNA binding; protein binding
Source: RefSeq, a predicted model, not a curated record
AUGAAUAACGGUAGGACUAGAGUCCCAAAGUGCGCUCGUUGUCGAAACCACGGACUUAUUUCGAGUCUUCGGGGUCAUAAGAAGGCGUGUGCGUAUCGUGAUUGCCAGUGCCCCAAAUGUGGACUGAUCAAAGAACGACAGAGGAUAAUGGCUGCCCAGGUUGCUUUAAAAAGACAACAAGCUGCCGAGGACAAGAUAGCAUUGCAUUUGGCGUCGGUCCAGAGUGGCACUGCAUUGGAGUCGUUGCCACCGGGACGGAUCUACGGCAUGCGGGUCACCGGUCCCUGUCCCAGCCCUGGCCCAGAAACUGACUCAGCUGCGGAAGAUCAAACUCCAAUUCACAUCGAUAGCGAGACGAGUGAUUCUCUUCCUGAUUGCUGCAGUGCAACUCCUGACUCCGCUGGCACCUCUACAAUCGCAUCUAGGUCCUGCAUGGGAGUGAAUGAGGAAAGUGGAAAUGUCAGUUCUGCCGGACUGGAGAUGCUGAGGAAGCUGUUCCCGGGGAAAAAGCGCUCUGUCUUAGAGCUGGUGCUUCGGCGUUGCAACCAUGACCUACUCCGUGCUGUCGAGCAUUGCAAUGCUAUUCAUGCUCAGCGAGACAAAUCCACUUCAAGCGUCGGCUCAAGCAGUACCAGAUUCGAAACCUCCGUUUCCAGUACCGAGGAGCUAGAAGCGCGAUGGUCCGCAUUUCGCCCCUUGGUUUACUGGGACGACAGGAGUUUAUUCUUUGAACACGAAGUGACAACGCUCCAUGACAACAGACUGCGAUGUUUGCUGCUAUCCCGACAAUAUGGUAUUGGCACCUGCAAGGAAACUAUGGCUUUCCUACUGAAAGGUUUGCCAGGAUCAGAUUGCCGUUUAAAAUGUCCACAAUAUAUAGAAAGUUGGCUUCAAAGUAUUAACAGCUCGAGUUUAAAGUUAAGGAAAGCAUACUGA